ACUUAUCAGUCCUCACGCUGCGCCGCUGCGUUCAGUCCCAGCUACAGGCAGGUCUGACCUGUUGCUCUGUCUGCUCAGAGUUUCCCGGGUUUGAAGUCUGCCUGAAAGAUGUCAGACCUUAAAACCGUCUUCCAGUACAUCGAUGAAAACCAGGACCGCUAUGUCAAGAAACUUGCAGAAUGGGUGGCCAUCCAGAGCGUGUCCGCCUGGCCGGAGAAGAGAGGCGAGAUUAGAAGGAUGAUGGAGGUGGCCGCAGCUGAUGUCCAGCGCCUGGGGGGCUCUGUGGAGCUGGUGGAUAUCGGGAAGCAGAAGCUGCCGGACGGCUCGGAGAUACCCCUUCCUCCCAUUCUGCUGGGCAAACUGGGCAGCGAUCCGCAGAAGAAAACAGUGUGUAUUUACGGGCACCUGGAUGUGCAGCCUGCAGCCCUGGAGGACGGCUGGGAUAGCGAGCCCUUCACCUUGGUGGAGCGGGAAGGCAAGUUGUACGGGAGAGGCUCCACGGACGAUAAGGGGCCGGUGGCCGGUUGGAUGAAUGCCCUCGAAGCCUAUCAGAAGACUGGCCAGGAGAUUCCUGUCAACCUGCGGUUCUGCCUGGAAGGCAUGGAAGAAUCGGGCUCCGAAGGCCUGGAUGAGUUAAUUUUCGCCCAGAAAGACAAGUUCUUCAAAGACGUGGACUAUGUGUGCAUUUCAGACAAUUACUGGCUGGGGAAAAACAAGCCGUGCAUCACCUAUGGCCUCAGAGGCAUUUGUUACUUCUUCAUUGAGGUGGAAUGCAGUGACAAAGACCUCCAUUCUGGGGUGUAUGGUGGCUCAGUGCACGAGGCCAUGACCGACCUAAUUUCACUGAUGGGCUGUCUCAUAGACCAGAAGGGGAGAAUCCUCAUCCCUGGGAUCAACGAUGCCGUGGCUCCCCUGACUGACGAGGAGUGUGAGCUCUAUGACCACAUUGACUUCGACAUGGAAGAGUUUGCCAAGGAUGUGGGGGCUGGGACCCUUCUGCACAGCUGCAAGAGAGACAUCCUGAUGCACAGAUGGCGGUACCCGUCCCUCUCCCUCCAUGGAAUUGAAGGUGCCUUCUCCGGUUCAGGGGCCAAGACUGUGAUCCCCAGGAAAGUGGUCGGCAAGUUCUCCAUCAGGCUGGUGCCAAACAUGAUACCAGAAAUUGUUAGCGAGCAGGUUUCAAGCUACUUGUCAAAGAAGUUUGCUGACCUUCAUAGCCCCAAUAAGUUCAAGGUGUACAUGGGCCACGGUGGGAAGCCUUGGGUGUCCGACUUCAACCACCCUCAUUACCAGGCGGGCAGAAGAGCCCUAAAAACAGUGUUUGGUGUUGAGCCUGACUUGACCAGGGAGGGCGGCAGUAUUCCUGUGACCUUGACCUUUCAGGAGGCCACAGGCAAAAAUGUCAUGCUGUUACCGGUGGGGUCAGCAGAUGACGGUGCCCACUCCCAGAAUGAAAAGCUCAACAGGCUCAACUACAUAGAAGGCACCAAGAUGCUGGCUGCAUAUCUGUAUGAGGUGUCUCAGCUGAAAAACUGAGAACUCUCUUUCUCCGUGGAGCGCUGUGCCUGGUCAGAGACAUCCGCCCGCUGCCCUCUCCUUCUUCCAGCUCUCUUGGGAAAGUGGAAGUUUCUCCUCUCUGUCUCUUUCUCAGGUCACAGGAAGACUUGCAAGGAUGAAGACAGUGCCUCCAGCUGUCACCAGGGAAGAGCCAGCUGUGUCGGGCAGUCGGCAGUGUUCAGUUCUAAGCC
Molecule: messenger RNA, 1748 nt
Organism: Acomys russatus (golden spiny mouse)
Lineage: Eukaryota; Metazoa; Chordata; Mammalia; Rodentia; Muridae
Gene: Cndp2
Product: carnosine dipeptidase 2
Exons: 11
Coding region: 109-1536 (475 amino acids)
Biological process (GO): proteolysis
Cellular component (GO): cytosol
Molecular function (GO): metallodipeptidase activity
Source: RefSeq, a predicted model, not a curated record